AUGGCAUCCGAGAACUUAAACAAAGGGGGCCGUCGCCGGCGCGAAGCGGCUGCGGAAAGUUGCGGUGGCGGAUUUCCAAGGAGCGUGACCACGACCCGAGCUCUGGGCGAUCCAGCAUCACCACGCCUUCAAGGACGAAAAAAGUUUUACUACUCCAAGGGAAAACGAGUCAAUGUGUACCUAAGGAGGAGAGAAGAGAGCGAGCGAGGAAAGUGGACUGGGCCCCGCGCCCCGGCAGAGUUCGCGCUCGCCGAAGGACAGGAGGACGAGCAGGAGCCGGAGCGCCCCGGCAGCAAAGAACCCGGACGCAGGCCCGCGCCCCGCCCGAGGAGCCCCGCUGGAGCUAGCCGAGCGCGCCUGGGCUGGGGGGCGGCCACGACCCCCCCUGAAGGGGGCGACCACGGAGCGCUCCCCGAGAAGCGAGCCCCCUUCCCCAGAGCGCUGCUCCUGCUGCGGCUGCGGCGGCUGCUGACCAAGGCGCACCCGCACCCGCCGCACCCGCACCACGCGCAGGGGCCUCCGCACCACGGCGGCGGCGGCGCAGGGCCGGGACUCAACAGCCACGACCCGCAUUCGGACGAGGACACUCCGACGUCGGACGACCUGGAGCAGUUCGCCAAACAGUUCAAGCAGCGGCGCAUCAAGCUGGGCUUCACGCAGGCCGACGUGGGGCUGGCGCUGGGCACGCUGUACGGGAACGUGUUCUCGCAGACCACCAUCUGCCGCUUCGAGGCCCUGCAGCUGAGCUUCAAGAACAUGUGCAAGCUCAAGCCGCUGCUGAACAAGUGGCUGGAGGAGGCGGACUCGAGCACCGGCAGCCCCACCAGCAUCGACAAGAUCGCGGCUCAGGGCCGCAAGCGCAAGAAGCGGACCUCCAUCGAGGUGAGCGUCAAGGGCGCGCUCGAGAGCCACUUCCUCAAGUGCCCCAAGCCCUCCGCGCAGGAGAUCACCAACCUGGCGGACAGCCUGCAGCUCGAAAAGGAGGUGGUGCGGGUCUGGUUCUGCAACCGGCGCCAAAAGGAGAAACGCAUGACGCCUCCGGGGAUCCAACAGCAGACGCCGGACGACGUCUACUCGCAGGUGGGCAACGUGAGCGCUGACACGCCGCCGCCGCACCACGGGCUGCAGACCAGCGUGCAGUGA
Messenger RNA from Condylura cristata (star-nosed mole), 1143 nucleotides. RefSeq names its product POU class 3 homeobox 3 (gene POU3F3). The record is from RefSeq and is a predicted model, not a curated record. Gene Ontology annotation, biological process: regulation of transcription by RNA polymerase II. Gene Ontology annotation, molecular function: DNA-binding transcription factor activity, RNA polymerase II-specific; RNA polymerase II cis-regulatory region sequence-specific DNA binding. Lineage: Eukaryota; Metazoa; Chordata; Mammalia; Eulipotyphla; Talpidae. The transcript has 4 exons. The coding region runs from base 1 to 1143 and encodes 380 amino acids.